AUGGCUACUGUUACCCAGGUUUUUUUUAUUAUGUUUAAUAAAAGCAUGUGGAAUCUUUAUCUUGUGAAUUCAUACACCGAGAAGUACAAAUAUCUAGUAAAAAGUACACUGGAGGCAUGUGUAAGCGGUUCCCCGUCCAAUAAAACCGCAAAAGUAUUGGAUUUAAAGAAAAAUGAAAUGGAGUGGGUUUUGAAUCAUCUUGGGCACUCGAUGGAAGUUCAUAAAAUCCAUUAUAGGCAUACUAGUGAUGUCAUUGAAAGGGCAAAGGUGGCUAAACUUCUCCUUAUGCAAGACAACGAUAAAAUAGGGGCUUUUCAACACAUGUCUUUAAAUGAAAUUCAGAUGGAAGGUAUUUAA
Messenger RNA from Lottia gigantea (owl limpet), 357 nucleotides. RefSeq lists its product as hypothetical. Bases 1 to 357 code for a protein of 118 amino acids. The transcript has 4 exons. The record is from RefSeq and is a predicted model, not a curated record. NCBI's taxonomy places the organism in Eukaryota, Metazoa, Mollusca, Gastropoda, Lottiidae.